GGAGAGAUCACCCCAUUGUUCCUUUACACCGCAUACGCCCCUCUCCGUGACCCCGUGCAUCAGACCCAGACUCCUGCAGUGGCCUGCCAUGCUGCCUCUCUUCCUUCCACUGCCCUCUGCUCACUAAAGCUUGGAUUAUUUUGUAAGCGUGUCCUGAACGCGUGUGCGCACACACAUACACACACACAUAGCCACACUCUCCGUCUGUAUCUCUGUGUGGCUGGGGCGAGGAGCUCUGAGGAGCGGGCGUCGAGGGCAGCCAUGCGUGUGUGGUUGGCCAUGGCCCUGCAGGCCAUGUGCCUGGGGCUCAGCGUCACCAUGCAACACUACCCCACCACUUGGGGGCACUAUGACAUGUGCAAGUCGCAGGUGUACACGGAUGAGGGACUCACUUGGGAUUACAUGGCCUGCCAGCCCGAGGCUGCAGACAUGACCAAGUUCCUGAAGGUGACCCUGGACCCACCCAACAUCACCUGUGGGGACCCGCCUGAGACCUACUGUGCGCUGGAAAACCCUUACAUGUGCAACAACGAAUGUGAUGCCGGCACUGAGGAGCUCGCCCACCCGCCUGAACUCAUGUUCGACUUCGAGGGUCGCAACCCCACCACCUUCUGGCAGUCGACCUCAUGGAGGAAGUACCCCAAGCCCCUCGUUGUCAACAUCACCCUGUCCUGGAACAAGACCAUCGAGCUGACAGAUGACAUCGUCAUCACUUUCGAGUCGGGUCGGCCCGAGCAGAUGGUUCUGGAGAAGUCUCUGGACUACGGCCGCACGUGGCAGCCCUACCAGUUCUAUGCCACGGACUGCCUGGACGCCUUCACCAUGGAGCCCAAGACGGUGCAGGACCUGUCGCAGUUCACCCUGCUGGACAUCAUCUGCACCGAGGAAUACUCGCGUGGCUACGUCUGGAAGUACGACAAGACAGUGCGCUUCGAGAUCAAGGACCGCUUCGCACUCUUUGCCGGUCCACGCCUGCACAAUAUGGCCUCACUCUAUGGGCAGCUGGACACCACCAAAAACCUGCGGGACUUUUUCACUCUGACAGACCUGCGCGUCCGCCUCCUCCGGCCUGCCACCGGUGCCACCAUGGUGGAUGACAGCAACCUGUCCAGAUACUUCUAUGCCAUCUCUGACAUCAAAGUCCAUGGGAGGUGUAAGUGCAACCUUCAUGCCAACAGCUGUGCUUUUGACAAAGAAAAGCUGAGCUGUGAGUGUGAGCACAACACCACUGGACCAGACUGUGGACGGUGCAAGCGGAACUACCAGGGGAGAGCCUGGAACGCUGGUUCCUAUCUGCCCAUCCCCAAGGGAACGGCCAAUAUCUGUGUUCCAAAUAACAUUGGUCCAGUUAACUGCGAGUGUUUCGGCCACUCCAACCGCUGCAGCUACAUCGAACUGUUAAAUACCGUCAUUUGCGUGAGCUGUAAGCACAACACUAGGGGGCAGCAUUGCCAGCUGUGCAAGCCUGGCUACUACCGCAAUGCUUCGGCCGACUUGGACGAUGAGAAUGUAUGCAUAGACUGUAAUUGUAAUCCCUUUGGUUCAGAGAGCGAUCGCUGUAAUGGCACAGGAUAUUGUAAAUGUAAGGCAGGAGCGACAGGCCUUAAGUGCCAUGAGUGUCUCCCCGGAUAUUUAUGGGACCAUGGCUGCAAAUCCCGGGUGUGUGACAAUGAGCUCCUGCGCUGCCAGAACGGUGGCAUGUGUGUGAACAACGUGAGAUGUCAGUGUCCAGCGGCGUACACAGGCCUGCUGUGUGAGAAGGUCCGGUGCGAGGGUGAACCGGGCGGCUGUGGGGACAGUGAUACUGCCCAUGCUGCACUCCCACCCUCCCUCGUCCUCCUCAUGCUGUCUCUCACCGGUGUCCUGCUCCUGACCCAGGCCUGCUGGGAAACGACACCCUGAGACAUAGAGAUGAGCACACACAUACACUCACACACGCACAAACAUUCACACACGCACACACGCACACCUUCAGAUGCUCAGCUUUUACUAUGAGAAACGAGAAAGCGCACCAGAACCCCACGGGCACGCCUGACUGGCCAGGCGGAACGUGUCUGAAGUCAGAGCAAAACUUAACCGGUCUGAGAGGAUGACAAAAAUUAUGAUACACUAUUUAAAAAAGAGUAUAUAUGUUAAAAGUUGAUUAAAGUAUUGCAAAACUUUAAAAAGAGUUACGAGCAAAAAAUUCCAGAUGUUAUUUAAAGAAUCUAUCUCAGUAUUUGCUAAAUGAAACGUGUUAGCAGAAGGAGGACAGUGGACUAAGCCAUAGCAGAAACUCUGACUCCGCCCACGAAGAGAGAGAGGACGCCAGAUUCACGUUUUCCAGUCACCAUGGUAACAGGGGUUGCGGUCAUUCGCUAGUGGAAACAAGUGAUGCCAGCUGCCCGUCUGUCGCUUUCGACUCUCCCCAUGGCUAGACUGCUUUUUUGGCUAUUCUCACCCAGAGUGAUGGAGAACUGUCCAAAUCAUAUGGACCAGCAUUUGCAAAAUACUAAAAAAAAAAAAAAAAAAACAAAAAAAAAAAAAAAAAAAAAACACACACACACAAAGCUGAAAGAGUCAUAAGAAGAAACCUAAACAUUCUUUUCUGUCAGUGCAUUGUGGAUAAAAGGAAAUUCAUUCAGACUGUCAUAUUGGACCUGUACUCAAAGCAAGUUCUUCACCCUCUCCCUCCACAGCGUCCCCGACACGUCCCCCGUGCCAGUCACCUAGGUUUCGGUGAAUGAUCUCUUUGUACCCCUCGAUGGUCGAAUGUUUUCCUUGGUUUUCUUUUCUGGUCGAUGUCAGUGAGGCACGUGUGUGUUAGCCCUCUACUCUCCAGACAAUAAUCAAGCAGUCCAUGAAGUCUGAGCUAACCGCUACCUGGCACACUCCUCAUCGGGGUUCACGUAAACAGGCAAAGUGCUUAGAAAAUCAUCAGUGUAUUUAAUUUUUGUAUUGACAAAGAAGUUUAUUUUCUUGACAGAGCAGAAAUAUUGUAGUACAUAAUUUUUUGUAUUAUUAUUACUAUUAUUCACAUUAUUGCUGAACUGUGUUUAAGAGAGAUGUGCUUGGUAAAUGAAGGUAAAAAGAUGAAAUGAAUAAGGUUUCAUUUUUCUUUUUAAUUUUUCUUUUUGGUUGUGCAGUUUCCUAAGUAUUGGCAACGUGCUGGCAUCAAAGAAUAUCAGUUUACAUAAUGCUAAAGUGUAACAAAAUCCCACCAAAGGACAUUCUAAAUGUUUUCUUGUUGCUUUAACACUGAAAACUUUAAGUGAAUAAAAGUUUAAAAAGACCUUUUA
Molecule: messenger RNA, 3278 nt
Organism: Electrophorus electricus (electric eel)
Lineage: Eukaryota; Metazoa; Chordata; Actinopteri; Gymnotiformes; Gymnotidae
Gene: ntng1a
Product: netrin g1a
Biological process (GO): animal organ morphogenesis; axonogenesis; tissue development
Source: RefSeq, a predicted model, not a curated record